This is a messenger RNA of Eruca vesicaria subsp. sativa (arugula), 399 nucleotides long. NCBI's taxonomy places the organism in Eukaryota, Viridiplantae, Streptophyta, Magnoliopsida, Brassicales, Brassicaceae. The record is from the annotation of a GenBank genome assembly.
AUGUGGGAAGCGCUAUUGACUGAUCUCAAACUAAGUUUGUUGUGGGAACAGAGGAUUAAAGAAGACUCAACACCUUUUAACGAGAGAGUUUAUUGUCCGUACCCAAGCUGCUCUUAUCUAAUGUCCAAAACCGAACUUUCUUCUUCUGAUGAAUAUGCACUUAGGAGAUGCUUCAAAUGCGAUGGCUCUUUCUGCCUCCACAGCAAAGUUCCAUGGCAUAGUGCACUGUCGUGCAACGAAUACAAGAAGUUGUAUCCUAAUCCUCAAGUUGACGAAGACUUUGCAAAGCUAGAGUUCAUGGCAAAACGCAAAGCGUGGCGUCAAUGUGGCAAGUGCAAACACAUGAUCGAACGUUCUGUCGGAUGCAACGGCAUAAGUUGUAGGUAUGUCUCGACUUAA